Molecule: messenger RNA, 842 nt
Organism: Trypanosoma cruzi
Lineage: Eukaryota; Euglenozoa; Kinetoplastea; Trypanosomatida; Trypanosomatidae
Exons: 1
Source: RefSeq, a predicted model, not a curated record
CAACUCUUCCCGCAGACUACGUAAAACCGUCCGAGAAGGAAGACUCCGGGAUGCUGCUCAAGUGGAUCCAGAUAAAAUACGAAAAAAAGAGGUUUUACAAGCCCUUGGACGAUCCAGCAGAGAAAAAAUUGGCGGCCACAUCGGAAAUGACCUCAAAAAGGGCAAUAGACCUGGGUGGGAUGCAAAUAAGAACACGACGAUUGAAAAAGGAAGAAGUUCUGAAGAGACAGAGUCAAGAGUGCCUGGGAGAUUCUCAAAAAGAGCAAGGCGAACGGCAAAGCAGUAGCCAAAUGUCACCGGAAUUGGAACAAUUAUUAAUGACUUUUAACGCCAACAGUGAAUUAGGGGCUUCAAAUCGUGAUAUCGUCUCCGACAUUUUUGGGAUUUCGCCUUCUGCGGUACAAGAACAUCAGAGAGGCGGCGGCUUUGAUGUUAUACUGGGGACAUCAAACACCAUAGAGAGGGAUUUGUUUGAGACGCCUAGCUGUUUUACCACGCAUAAUACCGCGGUCAACACCGUUAGUGCAGGUACUUCUGGUAUGCCAUCUGACUCUGAGAGAUGCGCCAAGGCAAUUUAUGAUAUUCUGGAUGAUUUUUUUUCUUCUACGGGUGUGUCUGCGCAACGGCAAGAGGAAGCUGUGGAGGAACCCCGGGACGGAAGUCGGUUGUUUUCUUCUCCCCCACGAGCGAAUGGGUGUACUGUCGGAACUCGAUUUGAUCCGUUUGAACGAGUAUUUUUUACACCACCGCCACCACCAUCCGAAAAGUAUUCAAACGAACAGCAGCAUCUGCUGUUCCCGGGAGGAGGGACUGUGGAUGGGGACCAACCCACUCUUUCAUGA